ACUCACUUGGGACUGCUUAGCCAGCUGUACAACUUUUAUUUUGAAGAAAAAAAGUUGAGCCUCAGAACGGGCUGUUUUAAAGACAGGGAGGGACUUAGCCUUGCCGGCUUGACCAGUAUAUGGAAGGAGAGCUCUCAUGGCUGCAAUAACUUAGGGGGAGCUCCUACCUGGGUGUCGCUUGGGGUAGGAAGGUUUCUGUUUGUUUUGUUCUGUUUCUGAGGGUCCUGUGUGUUUCCCUUGCCUGUAUCAACGUGACUCUUGGUGGGUUUUGCACACCCUACUCUGUGGGGGAGUGCCCCAAACGUGCCUGUCUUAUGUGGCCUCUAUGGACACACUGCCCAGCUGGCAGAGAACAGGGAAGUUUUCUCCCAGCACCCAAAAAGAGAAAGAGGAAACUACUUUUUCCUUCUGGGAUCCUUGCAGCACAAUAGCUUCCACAUUCCUUCCCCGGAUUUCUGGAGUGCUUUCCAGGAAGAAGUCAAACCUUCAUCUUUAAAUGGAUGAGUAUGUCACAAUCAGGAAGAAACAUCUCCAAAGACCCAUCUUUCGACUAAGAUGCUUAGUGAAACAGCUGGAGAAAGGUGACGUCAACGUUGUUGACCUAAAGAAGAAUAUCGAAUAUGCAGCGUCGGUACUGGAAGCUGUCUACAUCGAUGAGACAAGAAGGCUUCUGGACCCCGAGGAUGAACUCAGCGACAUCCACACCGACUCAGUCCCAUCGGAAGUCCGGGACUGGUUGGCUUCAACCUUUACACGGAAAAUGGGGAUGAUGAAAAAGAAACCCGAGGAAAAACCAAAGUUUCGCAGCAUUGUCCAUGCUGUCCAGGCUGGGAUUUUUGUGGAAAGGAUGUACAGGAAGAACUAUCACAUGGUUGGUCUGACAUAUCCUGCAGCUGUCAUAGUGACACUCAAGGAAGUUGAUAAAUGGUCUUUUGAUGUAUUUGCCUUAAAUGAAGCAAGCGGGGAGCAUAGUCUGAAGUUUAUGAUUUAUGAACUGUUUACCAGAUAUGACCUUAUCAACCGCUUCAAGAUUCCUGUUUCUUGCCUAAUUGCCUUUGCAGAAGCUUUAGAAGUUGGUUACAGCAAGCACAAAAAUCCAUAUCAUAAUUUGGUCCAUGCAGCUGACGUCACUCAAACUGUGCAUUAUAUAAUGCUUCAUACAGGUAUCAUGCACUGGCUCACUGAACUGGAAAUUUUAGCAAUGGUCUUUGCAGCUGCCAUUCAUGAUUAUGAGCAUACGGGGACAACAAACAACUUCCAUAUUCAGACAAGGUCAGAUGUUGCCAUUCUAUACAACGACCGCUCAGUGCUUGAGAACCACCAUGUCAGUGCAGCCUACAGACUUAUGCAAGAGGAGGAAAUGAAUAUUUUGGUAAAUUUAUCUAAAGAUGACUGGAGGGAUCUUCGGAACUUAGUGAUUGAAAUGGUCUUAGCGACGGACAUGUCAGGCCAUUUCCAGCAAAUUAAAAACAUAAGGAACAGCUUGCAGCAGCCUGAAGGGAUUGACAGAGCCAAAACUAUGUCCCUGAUACUCCAUGCAGCCGACAUCAGCCACCCAGCCAAAACCUGGAAGCUGCACUACAGGUGGACCAUGGCCCUAAUGGAGGAGUUUUUCCUGCAGGGAGACAAAGAAGCUGAAUUAGGGCUUCCAUUUUCUCCACUUUGUGAUCGGAAGUCAACGAUGGUUGCCCAGUCUCAAAUAGGUUUCAUUGAUUUCAUAGUGGAGCCAACGUUUUCUCUACUGACAGACUCGACAGAGAAAAUUGUUAUUCCUCUUAUAGAGGAAGCUUCAAAAUCUGAGUCUUCUAACUAUGGGGCAAGCAGCUCGUCCACCAUGAUUGGGUUCCAUGUUGCUGACUCUCUGAGGCGGUCAAAUGCAAAAGGCUCCAUGAGUGACGGGAGCUAUACCCCAGACUACUCUCUGUCAGCUGUGGACCUGAAGAGUUUCAAAAACAACCUGGUGGACAUCAUUCAGCAGAACAAAGAGAGGUGGAAAGAGCUGGCUGCCCAAGGUUGUUACUAAGUUGACAUCAGAAACCUCAGACAUAACAGCUUCAAAUUUCUUGAUUGACCUGGCUUCUCUGGCAUGGACUAGAUCUACGGGUGGCCGCUGCAUCAACAUCUUUAUGCCUUCAAAUAUUGGUGCAAAUAGUAUUUUGUGGCACCUCUCCUUGCUGAGAUGACACAGCGAGUGCCAAUAAAUGUUCCUUGAGCAACUUA
Molecule: messenger RNA, 2220 nt
Organism: Apodemus sylvaticus (European woodmouse)
Lineage: Eukaryota; Metazoa; Chordata; Mammalia; Rodentia; Muridae
Gene: Pde1a
Product: phosphodiesterase 1A
Exons: 14
Coding region: 497-2023 (508 amino acids)
Biological process (GO): signal transduction
Molecular function (GO): 3',5'-cyclic-nucleotide phosphodiesterase activity
Source: RefSeq, a predicted model, not a curated record